Messenger RNA from Labrus mixtus (cuckoo wrasse), 2877 nucleotides. It is a transcript of the gene qars1, whose product is annotated as glutaminyl-tRNA synthetase 1. Lineage: Eukaryota; Metazoa; Chordata; Actinopteri; Labriformes; Labridae. Gene Ontology annotation, molecular function: glutamine-tRNA ligase activity; ATP binding. The transcript is spliced from 23 exons. Gene Ontology annotation, cellular component: cytosol; cytoplasm; aminoacyl-tRNA synthetase multienzyme complex. Gene Ontology annotation, biological process: glutaminyl-tRNA aminoacylation; translation. The coding region runs from base 48 to 2378 and encodes 776 amino acids. The record is from RefSeq and is a predicted model, not a curated record.
GUGGCGUGUCUGGGUGGCUCUGAGUUAGCCGGUUUGUACGGUCAAAAAUGGCGGAUACGUUGACGCUUUUCGCUUCCAUUGGACUCAGUGAGCAGAAAGCAAAAGAAACCCUUAAAAAUGAAGCGCUGAGUUCUGCCCUGAAGGACGCAAUUGUUCAGGCUCAAAAUGUCUGUGGUGCAUCAGGAGUGGACAAGGCUAUGGGUACUUUGCUGUACAGUAUGACGUCUCGCCUUAAAGACACCAAACGCCUGGCAUUCCUUUCUGGCAGCAUAGCCCAGUCCAAAAUCUGCACGGAGCUGCAGCUUGCAGCUGCACUGGACUUUGUUAAGGGCCAUCCUCAGGACCCCAUCAACCAGAGGGAGUUUGAAGAGGCAUGCGGAGUAGGCGUGGUCAUCACACCGGAGCAGAUCGAGGAUGCAGUGGAGAAGGUGAUCAAGAAGCACAAGGAACAGCUGUUAAAGGAGCGGUACCGCUUCAACAUGGGACUGCUAAUGGGAGAGGCACGUGCUGCUCUGAAAUGGGCGGAUGGAAAAGUCAUUAAAAAUGAGGUGGACAUGCAGGUGCUACACCUGUUAGGACCCAAGACAGAGGCUGACCUGGAGAAGAAGCCUAAGCCCCAGAAAGCGAAAGUAGCAGAGAAUGAGUCCAAGGUGAAGAAAGAGGAGGUGGCAGUGAACGGUGGGGCGGUGACAGGGGAGGUAAAGUCACUGAUGGAGCAGCUCAGAGGAGAGGCGCUGAAGUUCCAUAAACCAGGAGAGAAUUACAAAACUGAGGGUUAUGUGGUCACACCAAACACAAUGAACUUGCUCAAAAAGCACCUGGAGAUCACUGGUGGACAGAUACAUACUCGUUUCCCUCCUGAGCCCAACGGUAUCCUUCACAUCGGACAUGCCAAAGCUAUCAACUUCAACUUUGGCUAUGCAAAGGCAAACAACGGGAUUUGUUUCUUGAGGUACGAUGACACAAAUCCAGAGAAAGAGGAGGAGAAAUACUUCACCGCUAUCAAAGACAUGGUGGAGUGGCUUGGCUAUGAACCUCACGCUGUCACGCACGCAUCAGACAACUUCCAGCAACUCUAUGAUCUUGCCGUGGAUCUCAUUCGAAGGGGUCAUGCAUAUGUGUGCCACCAGAAGGGGGAGGAACUGAAGGGCUACAACUCCCCUCCAUCCCCGUGGAGGGACAGACCCAUCGAGGAGUCUCUGGUGUUGUUUGAGCGGAUGAAGAAGGGCAUGUUUGCGGAGGGAGAGGCUACGCUCAGGAUGAAGAUGGUCAUGGAGGACGGGAAGACGGACCCCGUGGCGUACAGAAUUAAAUACACGCCACACCAUCGGACAGGAGAUGAAUGGUGCAUCUACCCUACCUAUGACUACACCCACUGUCUGUGUGACUCUAUUGAAAACAUCACACACUCACUCUGUACCAAAGAAUUCCAGGCCAGGCGUUCAUCAUAUUUCUGGCUGUGUAAUGCUCUGGAUGUGUACUGCCCCGUGCAGUGGGAGUACGGGCGUUUGAACCUCACCUACACUGUGGUGUCCAAGAGGAAAAUCAUCAAACUGGUUGAGGCUGGCGCUGUCAGAGACUGGGAUGACCCCAGACUCUUCACUCUGACCGCACUAAAGAGAAGAGGUUUCCCCCCUGAAGCCAUCAACAACUUCUGUGCGCGGGUCGGAGUCACGGUGUCUCAGACGACAACGGAGCCCCACCUUCUGGAGUCGUGUGUGAGGGACGUGCUGAACGAAACUGCCGCCAGAGCCAUGGCUGUGCUGGAGCCACUCAAAGUCACCAUAACUAACCUUCCUGAAAACUCGCGGUCAGAUGUACGGGUACCAGACUUCCCUGCCGAUGAGUCAAGGGGCAGCCACACGGUUCCAUUCACACGGACAAUCUUCAUUGAACAGAGUGAUUUCAGAGAGGUGAUGGAGAAGGGCUACAAGCGUCUGACACCGGAUCAGUCUGUCGGUCUGAGGCAUGCCGGAUAUGUCAUCUCUGUCCAGAAAGUCAUCAAGGACGCUCAGGGCAAAGUGGUUGAACUGGAGGUGACCUGCUGCAACUCUGACGCUGCGGAGAAACCAAAGGCCUUCAUCCACUGGGUCAGCCAGCCGCUGGUGUGUGAAGUGCGUCUCUAUGAAAGACUAUUCCUGCACAAAAAUCCAGAAGAUCCAUCUGAAGUGCCCAGUGGCUUCCUGACUGACAUAAACCCUAAUUCCCUGCAUACCAUCAGCAGUGCCUUAGUGGAGACCUCGGUCAAAGGAGCUAAAGUGUUUGACAAAUUCCAGUUUGAGAGAGUUGGCUACUUCUCCCUGGACCCUGACAGCACUUCAGACAAGCUUGUCUUCAACAGAACAGUCACCCUCAAAGAAGACCCCGGGAAGAUCUGAUGAGCUGAGAUCAAGCUGCACUUCUUGCUUCCCAUGAGCCCACAGAUACAUGUCCAAAUUAUUUGCAUCACUUUAUGUGUAAUAUCAGCAGGCACACAGACUACUAUGUUUGAGAUUGGGAUGGAUCAGUUACUGUAAUAAUUACAUGUUGAAUGUAUCACUUUGCUCAAUCUUAAAUUUGCUCAGUCAGUGUCAGUGUCUGUUUGAGUCUUACAUGCUGCAGUUACAUUCACUUGCCUUGUUUCUUCUUUGUUGAAUAUAUACAACCUUGGACACCAUUGUUCAACAAAGAUGUCCUGUAUGUUAAUUUGAUAUUAACAUACAGGAUUUAAUAUUGACUCCAGGCUGAUCUUACACAGAGGAGAUGCUCUCAAAUGCCAUACAUGGCUUUUUUGAAAAGGUGGUGAGACACUGCCAAACCAUUCUGUGUUUUUAAUACUCAAGGGAUUACCAUCUGUCCUUUUGACAGGAGUUCAGAAUAAAUCAUAUUUAAAGAAUA